AUGAAGGUAGCCAGCAUCUUCCUUCUCACUGCCUUGGUCCUAUUGAGUUUAUCUGGUAGUACUAGAGCUAACUUCCUGGAAAGAAAGGCUCAAUGUACAAGUGCAGUGAGUGGAUGUCCCAAGAUUUAUAACCCUGUCUGUGGGACAGAUGGAGUUACUUAUUCUAAUGAAUGCGUGUUAUGUAUUGAAAAUAGGAAACACAAGACUCCUGUCCUCAUUCAAAAAUCUGGGCCUUGCUGA
Lagenorhynchus albirostris (white-beaked dolphin) is the source of this 240-nucleotide messenger RNA. It is a transcript of the gene SPINK1, whose product is annotated as serine peptidase inhibitor Kazal type 1. The record is from RefSeq and is a predicted model, not a curated record. Lineage: Eukaryota; Metazoa; Chordata; Mammalia; Artiodactyla; Delphinidae. Bases 1 to 240 code for a protein of 79 amino acids. The transcript has 4 exons. Gene Ontology annotation, molecular function: serine-type endopeptidase inhibitor activity; protein binding.